AUGGCUGAUUUUGUGAGGGAAUUCUUCGCGGAUCGCUACAUUUUGCUGAAAGACGAGUGGCUGGAAGUGACCUUGAGGUUUUUGAAGCAAAAAUUUCCGGGAUUUUCGAGUUUUGUGAGUGAAAUUAUUGAAAAAAAUGGAAUUUUCAUGAAAAAAACGAUUUUCAGAACGAAAAUCAGUUGGCAAACCUGAUUUUCGAGCAAUGGAAAUGCUCCAAUUUCGGCGAAACCUCUUUCGGAACAUUUUCAAACCAUGGAAUCUCGCCGAGUUGCUCUAAAUCAAAUCUUCAAGCCCCCCUCGUGUGCCAAAUCGACAGCCUAAUCGACACAGGAACCAGUUAUUUUUCACAAAUUUGUAAAUUGGAGGAUAAAUCGAUAGAAGAUAACAGUGGAUUUGAGAAGAUUUUCGAGGAAAAACAAGAGGACAAUGAUCAAAAAUCGAGUAGAUUGCUGAAAAUUGCGAUUUCUGAUGGGGAAUUUGAAGUGCAAGCCAUAGAAUUAUACAAAAUCCCCGAAUUAUCAAUGUAUAUCAAACCGGGAUGCAAAUUAUUGAUUUUUCCACCUUGCGAGUUCCGAAAAGGCACUUUUCUGCUGAAACCCGGGAAUUGUCAGGUUCUCGGGGGAGAGGUGCUACCCCUGCUGGACAAUAAACGGCCCCUUGAUAGGCUGAAGGGGCUUCUGGGCCUCAAGGUGAUUGAGAAGCCCAAAGGGCCCACUCAGCCCAUGUUAGAGCCUGAACCGGACCCGGAAGACUUUGAAAAUCUCAAUGAACCCUGUAAGCUCAAGAAAAUCUGCGGAAUCAAUAAAAAUGUGUUGUUUUCAGGCUUCAGGCCGAGUGUGGGCUCAUUGGGCUCAACUAGACUUGCACAGGAGAAGGAGGUGUUUUCGAGUCCGGUUAGGAAGAAGCUGAAAACGUCGAUUGUUGAGAAUGUGAGGGAUUUGGUGAAAACUGGGCUCCUGGAGCUGAAUUUGGCUGAAAAUUGUGCUCCAGGAGCUAAUUUUGACUGAAAAUGAGCUUCUGGAGCUGAAAAAUCAUGAAAAUUAGGUCUUGAGCUUGAAAAUUGAGCAUUUCGUGCUCCAGAAGAUGAAUUUGGCUGGAAAUCAGCUCCAGGACCUUAAAAAUCAUGAAAAUUAGGUCUGGAGCAUGGAAAUUGAGCAUUUUUCGCUCCAGAAGCUUAAAAUUCAUCAAAUAAUGCUCCAGAAGCUCAAAAUUCAUUCAAAAAUGCUCUAGAAGCUUAAAAUUCACCCAAAAAUGCUCCAGAAGCUUGAAAUUCACCCAAAAAUGCUCCAGAAGCUCAAAAUUCACCUGAAGAUGCUCCAGAAGCUUAAAAUUCACCCAAAAAUGCUCCAGAAGCUUGAAAUUCACCCAAAAAUGCUCCAAAAGCUUGAAAUUCACCCAAAAAUGCUCCAGAAGCUUGAAAUUCACCCAAAAAUGCUCCAGGAGCUCAAAAAAUGCUCCAAAUCUCAAAAAAUCAAUAAUUUUUCCAGCAAAUCCCCCCAAAACCACGUGGAAUGCUGUCAACCGCCAAAAAACCGGACCCGCUCGAAGAAAUGCUCGAAAAUAUGAUUGAGCCCGACGAGGAGCCUAUCCAGCCUGAAAAAACCAGGCCUGAAAGGCCUAAAAAUGUGAGGCUGAGCAGCUAUUUUCAGGCCAAGCCCAGGCCCAGCCCGGGCCUGAAACCGGUCAAAAAAGAGCCCGAAGACGAUGAUGAUAUUGAAAUUAUUGAGGAAAUCCCGGGAAAAGCUGAAAAUUUGGCUGAAAAAGCUGAAAUUGACCCGAUUUUGCUGAAAUUCCGCGAAUUUUCGUGGGAAAAUCUGGAAAAGGCGCAGAAAAAAAUGAAAUUUUCGAUUAAUUCGCGCAGGUUUUGGUUGAUUUUGAUUGUUGAGGAUAUUGUGGAACCGUUGAGAGUUGUUGAUGAAUUGUGGACCAUGAAAGUGAGCAUUUUUGGCUGGAAAUUCUGAAAAUUUGGCUGAAAAUGAGUAUAAAUAUGCUGAAAAUGAAGAAAAAUCGACUUUUUUGCCGCCGGGACCAUGAAAAUUGGAUUUUUGAGCAUUUUUUCGAGCUACUGGUGAUUUUUUUGCCUCCGGGACCAUGAAAAUUAGAUUUUCCCCGACCUCCAGCAUAUUUGGGCUCAUUUUGCAGCUGGAAAUCUUGAAAUUUAUGAGAAUUUGGCUGAAAAUGAGCCCAAAUACGCUGAAAAUUGAGACAAAUCGAAUUUUUUUGACUCCGGGACCAUGAAAAUUGGAUUUUUCAUGAUUUUCAGCAGUUUUUAACUCAUUUUCAGCUCUAGAUUGAAAAAACCUGAAAAUCAAGGUCCUAAACCUGAAAUUUGAUGAAAAAUCUGAAAAAUUCGACUUUUUUAUCACUAAAAAUUUUCCAUGGAUUUUUUACGUUUCAAAAUUUUCAGAAAUUCGUAAGAAACUUUUAUUGUGAUAUCAAAUCACAAAAUUGUCCAAAAAUUGAUGAAAAAACUGAAAAUUCAAAUUUCAGAUCUGAAAUUUCAUGAAAAUUUUAAAAAUUCUGGUUCCAGAUCUGAAAUUUCAUGAAAAAUCCAAAAAUUUAGCUCCCAAACCCUAUUUUCGUUCCAGAUUUUGCUCAAAGACACAACUUGUUCCAUAAAUUGUCUAAUCGAUAAUGGAACUCUCGAAUUAUUGAUCGGAUUUUCGUGUCGGGAAGCGAUUGAAAUUCGGAAGUCGAGUGAUUUGGAAAAACGAAGAGAUGGAAAAAGAAGGUUGGAAGCACUGCAGAAGUUGUUGGAACGAUUGGAUUUGGUUUUUGAGGUGAGGAAUUUUGAAUUUAGAGCUAAAAAUCGGGAAAAAUGAUGGAUUUUGAGCUAAAAUUCAUGAAAAACGGUAAAAUAUGAGUUCCCAAGGGCUGUAGCCUCGAAAAUGAGCUUCUUAAGGGGUGGCGCCUUGAAAAGGGUCUUGUCAAGGCUCAGCGCCUCGGGAACACUAGUGUCAAGCAGCCAACCCUUGAAAACACCCCUGUCAGGCAGCCAAGCCUUGAAAACUCCCUCGUCAAGCGUUGAUGCCUAGAGAACGCUUCUCUCAAGCAGCCAACCCUAUACAUCUCCAUUCUCAAGGCUUCAUCUCUAUAGAACACCCUUGUCAAGCAGUCAACCCUUGAAAACACUCGUUUCAAGGAACCAACCUUUGACAAGCACGAUAAGAAAGGCUAGCGCUCUAUAGAACACCUUCGUCAAGCAGCCAACCCUUGAAACUAGUAAUGACAAGCAGCCAACCCUUGAAAACACCCUUGUCAAGCAAAUAACCCUACAAACCCGAUUUUGGUCGAUUUUUGAUCAUUUUUCCCGCUCCAACCUCGAAUUUACGUCAUUUCCAUUAAUUUUUAUCGAAAAAUAACCCCUCCCAACAAAUAAUCUGAUUAUUUAUUAUCAUCAAAAUAAGAUUAGGAGAAACUUUCUACCCUUCAACACGGAAAAUGUCUAUUUUGGGUGCAGUAAAUAGACUAGUUAUCAGUUGUAAAUAUUGAGUUUUUGAUCUUGGAAAACACGGGGGAAAAUUGCCACGUCAUAGAUACUAGGAGGAGCCACUUGAAAAUGAUGUUUUGUAGUGUUGGCUGCUUGACGAGGGUGUUCUGAAGGCUUGGCUGCUUGACAGGGGUGUUUUGUAGGGUUGGCUGCUUGACAGGGGUGUUUUCAAGGGUUGGUUGCUUGAUAGGGGUGUUUUCAAGGGUUGGCUGCUUGAAAAGGGUGUUUUCAAGGGUUGGGUGCUUGAGAGGGAUAUUUUCUAGGCUCCACCCCUUGACAAUACUGUUUUGAAGGCUUGGCUGCUUGACGAAUGUAUUCUCUAGGCUCCAACCCUUGCUGAGCUCCUUCUCUAGGCUUGGAUGCUUGAGAAGUGUGUUCUCUAGGCUCCAUCCCUUGUCAGAAAUAUCCUGUAGGCUCCAACCCUUGUCAAAAGCAUUCUCUAGGCACCAACCCUAGUCUAAUGUCUCCUCUAGUCUCCAACCCUUGUCAAGACAUUGCUCUAGACGUCAACACUUGCCAAAAGCUUCCUCUAGGCGCCAUGCCUUGUCUAGACCCAUUUUUUCUGAAAUUUCCAAAAAUUUCACUUUCAGAUCGAAUUCUUCGCCUCAAACUCGUCAAUUCCAGUGAUUCGAAAAAUGAAAACGAUGGCCGAAUUAUUGGAUGCUUAUUAG
Molecule: messenger RNA, 4161 nt
Organism: Caenorhabditis angaria
Lineage: Eukaryota; Metazoa; Nematoda; Chromadorea; Rhabditida; Rhabditidae
Source: the annotation of a GenBank genome assembly